Coffea eugenioides is the source of this 1582-nucleotide messenger RNA. Its product is annotated as BTB/POZ domain-containing protein At2g04740-like. The record is from RefSeq and is a predicted model, not a curated record. The transcript has 4 exons. Bases 190 to 1410 code for a protein of 406 amino acids. Lineage: Eukaryota; Viridiplantae; Streptophyta; Magnoliopsida; Gentianales; Rubiaceae. Gene Ontology annotation, cellular component: ubiquitin ligase complex; cytoplasm. Gene Ontology annotation, molecular function: protein binding.
UAAAACCCAGAAAUUCUGUCGGUCAAAAUUAAAAAAAAAAUUCAACAGCAGCAUGAUUAGUCCUUAAAUUCACAAAACCCAGAUGUUUAAUUUCUACCACAAUUACAAAGCAAACUUCACUGAGGCAUUUCAUCGAACACCUUUGCGGCAUUUAAUCAUUACUAGCAAUUUUGAUCCUCCAUUACAGAUAUGUCAGACUUGGAUGGAAUUGAUUUGGACCCUGAGGACUUCACCUCCUCACUUCCCUUAAAAAAGGUCCCAUACGGCGACGUUUAUGAGGCUUCCAGGGCCGGGGACGUUGACCGGUUGAAGUACUUGUUGGAGUCCGGCGUCAACGUAAAUGCUCGGGACCAAUGGGAUUCGGUGGCCCUUUACUACUCUUGCCUUGCGGGGCAUUUGGAUGCCGCUAGGAUGCUUUUGGAAAGCGGGGCCAUUUGCUCUGAGCACACGUUUGAUGGCGAUCGCUGUCACUAUGCCGCGCUUAAUCUUAAAGUUAGGAAGCUAUUGAAAGCAUUUGAAGCUCGCCCGCCUCCUUUGGGGCCUUUGCAGGCUGCAUUGAGGGAGACCUUCUUGGGGUGUUGGGCUAAUAAGGCUUAUUUGGAGCAACUGGAUGGCCAAGCUCAAUUUCCCAUUCCAGAAUCAAUAGGUUAUUCACCAAAUGGAGGAUCCACUUCAGACCACUUCCCUGCAGAUGCUGUGCUUUAUGUGCAGGGAAGACCUAUUGAAGCUCAUAGAGUCAUCUUGAGUGCCCGUUCACCUUUCUUUAAGAGGAAAUUUGCGACAGAUUGGAAGGAUCGCAAGGAAAUAAGAUUCUCAAGGGAAAACCUAUCUUACCCUGCUCUUUUUAGCCUCAUUCACUUUUUUUAUAGUGAUCGGCUUGAAAUCUCAGUAGAUGACAUGGAGGAUUUGGUGAGAAUUUGCAGAGUUUGCAAGUGCCAAUCACUUCAAAAAGUUCUUGAGAAAGAAUUAAUCCAUCAACAGUAUGCAGAUUACAAGGCCCUUAGGGAGAUAGACAACUCUCAGAAGCGAUUCAUUUUGCAGGGUCUUUCCCUUCCACAGGAUGACCGUCUUCCUGCGGCCUUACAUGAAAUUCUUCAAAUUUCUCUUGCCAAUUCAACAAGAGAAGAAAACCUGGAUAGUCCUGUUGAUAGUCUUGUAUCUCGUGUUGGUUUAAUGCAGAUGGUUGGAUUUGAAGAUGAUCUUGCAGAUGUUUGUGUGCUAGUUGAAAAGAAAAUUUUUAGGUGCCAUCAAGUCAUCUUAGCAUCAAGGUCCGAAUAUUUCAAAGCAAGAUUAUCCCGGGUUAAGGAGUUCCAUGAAGGAAGAGACAGUUUGCCUGAUAGUACCCUUCCAUGUCUUGAAGAACAUGAUUUGAGCAUGGGUGCUUUUGAGAAAAUGAUAGAAUAUAUGUAAGUUUAUGCUUCACUUCGAGUAGGUCAUGUAGUUUGAAGUUUGAAUUAGAAUCAUAGUUCUUUGUGCUGGAGGUCUCCACUUGCCAUAGAGUUCCUGCUCGUAGGUACACUGAUGGCCUGAAGGACAUAGAUCCUGAUCAGGCUGAAGAGUUGUUUGAUGUGGCAUCAAGAUA